CUUCGCACGCGAGUUUUGUCGGAGGAUUGAAGGGCGGGAGAACAUCGGCGGAGAUCUCGCUGAUCCGGCGAGCAAUUGCCGGAGAUUGGCCGGAGUCUUGAUAAAUUUGCUUCCUUUGUAGAUCCAGUGGAGGUCUGAGCCCAAGGAGAGCAGCGGCAGCGGCGGCGGCGGCGGGUAAGGAUGUACGUUGCCCCGCCGCCACAGGAUACUGAUCCAGUUGCUGCGGCGAUGGCGAGAGGAGGAUCUCCGAGGGUUUAUGAGGUUUGGAGAGGAAGCAAUGUGUUCUUUCUCGGAGGGAGGUUUAUAUUUGGGCCUGAUGUCAGAUCUUUAUUCCUCACAAUAUUCCUCAUUGUUGUUCCAGUUGCAGUAUUCUGUGUAUUUGUUGCGAGAAAGCUAAUGAACCACUUUCCGCAUCAUCUAGGAAUAUCCAUCAUGGUUGUUGCUGUUGCAUUCACAUUAUAUGACUUGACUCUUCUUCUCCUCACUUCUGGAAGAGAUCCUGGUAUUAUACCUCGUAAUAUGCAUCCUCCUGAACCAGAUGCCGUUGAGGGGAGCUCUGAUGUCGGAGGUGAACAAACUCCACAGUUUCGUAUACCUCGAAUGAAGGAUGUCACUGUCAAUGGGAUCACUGUAAAGGUUAAAUACUGUGAUACUUGCAUGCUGUACCGACCUCCACGUUGUUCUCACUGCUCAAUCUGCAAUAACUGUGUUGAACGGUUUGACCAUCACUGCCCUUGGGUCGGGCAAUGCAUUGGCCGUAGAAAUUACAGAUUCUUUUUUAUGUUCGUCUUCUCAACAACUCUACUCUGUAUUUAUGUUUUCGGAUUCUGCUGGGUGUACAUUAAGAAGAUCAUGGAUGCUGAGCAUACGAACAUCUGGAGAGCAAUGCUCAAGACUCCGGCCUCAAUUGCAUUGAUCAUAUACACAUUUAUCUCAGUUUGGUUUGUCGGCGGCCUUUCAGUGUUCCAUCUUUAUCUUAUCAGUGGCAACCAGACAACAUAUGAGAAUUUUAGAUACCGCUAUGACCGGCGAGAUAAUCCAUAUAACCGGGGAUUGGUGGUGAAUUUCAAGGAAGUCUUCUUCACAAGCAUUCCUCCUCCAAAGAGUAAAUUCCGUGCUCGAGUGCCACCCGAUGAAGGAAUGAAGUCAAGCUCAAUGAAGUCAAGCUCAUUCAGUGAAGGUUUUAUCAGCCCAAGCAUGGGCAAAGCUGCCAGAGAUCUUGGGAUGGGUGUGAAGCCGAUGACUUGGGGUGAAGCCAGAACAAUGGGUGAUUUAGAAGCGGUAAUGAGCAACGACGCAGCAGAGGACAAGGACAGCAGAAUCAACAAUGCAUCUCCGGAUCCAAUGCAGAGAAUUUCUUCAGAGGGGUUGGAAGGACAAGCAUUGAUGCAACCAAGGAGGUCGAGCUGGGGUAGAAAGAGUGGGAGCUGGGAUAUUUCGCCCGAUAUCAUGACUUUAGCAUCAGGAAUCGGUGAUUCGAAUCGACUUAGCAGUGACAGCAGUCGUCGUGCUAGUAUCAACUAUUCCAAUAGAUAGAAUUUCAUCGCAAAUUGUGAUUCUGUCUAUUGAGCUUUCACUUUCAUAGGUUGUUGUUCUUCAUGAAAGUUUAGUAUACUGUCAUUGUGUGCAAUUGAGGGAACUUGGUGUUGUUUUUGUUGCUUUAGAGCAUUCAUUGUUGGCUGGUCAUUUUGUAUAUAAUUCUUAUUGUCUAGACAAUGGCAAUGUUUGUUUUCAAUGUGUUUAUGUUUGUUUAGAAAGCAGAGCAAAAGUUUAUGUGCUA
This is a messenger RNA of Dioscorea cayenensis subsp. rotundata (Guinea yam), 1780 nucleotides long. RefSeq names its product probable protein S-acyltransferase 7. The record is from RefSeq and is a predicted model, not a curated record. Bases 181 to 1536 code for a protein of 451 amino acids. Gene Ontology annotation, biological process: protein targeting to membrane; peptidyl-L-cysteine S-palmitoylation. Gene Ontology annotation, molecular function: protein-cysteine S-palmitoyltransferase activity. The transcript has 5 exons. Lineage: Eukaryota; Viridiplantae; Streptophyta; Magnoliopsida; Dioscoreales; Dioscoreaceae. Gene Ontology annotation, cellular component: Golgi apparatus; endoplasmic reticulum.